AUGGAUACUGGUAAUAAGAUGAAUUUAGACGGCGAGAAUAAAUCUUCUGAGACAUAUCAAUCGGUAGUGGAUCUGUCAAAAUCUUAUGAAGCUCAAAUAUCGAUUAACUUGAUAGAUUCUCAAACAAAUACAAGACCUGAAAACCAGAGAACAUCUAAAGCUAUGGUGUGGGUUCAUUUUCCAGGUUUGAGUUUAGAAUAUUGGGAUGAAGAAACCUUAUUCAAGUUAAGCAGAGCUCUGGGUGUUCCAGUUAAGGUGGAUGAUGCUACCUUAAAUUAUCAAAGCGGGUACUAUGCAAGAGUUUUGGUAGAGAUUGAUUUAGCAAAAACAAUACCAAAUAAGCUUUGGAUUAUUACCAAGUAUGGAUGUUUCUCUCGAAGUGUUGUUCUAACUAAUUUACCUAAAUUUUGUUGGAAAUGUAAAAUUGUUGGUCAUCAGCAUUCUGAAUGCAUAAUUAAAACUCAAACAGAGAAGCCUAUUGAGCAAGGUCCUUCUACUGAGAAGCAACCAGAAGUUCCUCAAGCUCCAACUCCAGAGAAGGUUCAUGAGGUGGUAAUGGAACCAUUUGAUAUAGCUCCAACUCCAGAGAAGGUUCAUGAGGUGGUACAUGUUUCAAAUGUUGAUAUUUCAUCAUCAAGUAAUAUAUCAAGUACAAUUAAAAUUUCUAAAGGAAAAUUCAGUCCAUUAUAA
Papaver somniferum (opium poppy) is the source of this 690-nucleotide messenger RNA. RefSeq lists its product as uncharacterized. The transcript has 2 exons. Lineage: Eukaryota; Viridiplantae; Streptophyta; Magnoliopsida; Ranunculales; Papaveraceae. The record is from RefSeq and is a predicted model, not a curated record. The coding region runs from base 1 to 690 and encodes 229 amino acids.